Molecule: messenger RNA, 1023 nt
Organism: Plasmodium knowlesi strain H
Lineage: Eukaryota; Apicomplexa; Aconoidasida; Haemosporida; Plasmodiidae
Product: conserved protein, unknown function
Exons: 1
Coding region: 1-1023 (340 amino acids)
Source: RefSeq, a predicted model, not a curated record
AUGAACUUUUUGCGAAGCAGAAAAGGAGGUGGAGAGGGGGAAAGCACAAGUAACACCCCCGACGGGGAGAAGGAAGAAAAAAAAAAAAAUUUCCUUAUAGUUGCCUUCAAUUAUGUAAAGUACAUUUUAGAUAAUAAAGUUAAGAGCAAAUACAAAUACUCCUUUUUUAUGGGAUUAUUUAUAAUUUUUUUAAUUUUUAAUGGAUUUUUUCAAAUGUUACAAGAGUUUUAUCACACAUAUUUUUACAAGUUCAAAUAUAUUGAUGUAUCGGAUACGGACAAGUUGAAGGAAAUAUUUUUCAGCAAUAAGCCCUACUUGGUGUACUGCAAAAAUGAUAAACAGGAUAUUAUUCAUCCUGCUAUUAAUGCAAGCAGAUCAAGUUUUCCAGAUAUUCUAAACAUUGCAAUUAUUAACUGUAAGAGCUUAUUGCCUAGUAAGCAAACUGUCUAUGAACGUUUUUCUAUGGAUCCUAAUACCAAGGCCUUCAUUGUUUGUUACGGAAGAAAACCCAAAGCAAUUACACUCACCAUUAUGGAUAACAAAAAAAAAUUAGUAUCCUUUGUCAGAGAAGCAUUAAUAUUCAGUGUCCCAUUCUUUUCAAAAUUCCCACAAUUCCAAACGAAAUGUUUAAAUAAAAAUAAGAAAUGUAUUCUCUUCAUAUCUGGAAUUCAUAUGACAAAUACCAGUAUAAAGUACAAUUAUAUUAAUGACAUCUUCGUGAACAAUAAAUACUUUGAUGUAAGCCCCAUGAUUAUUGACAACAGGAAGUUCUUAGUGAAAUUGAGUGAUGAGGUUUUUUCUUCUUACAACAAGAAAAGAGAUAUCCAUGUUCUUUGUCUUUUUAAUGAAAACGAAGCAGAGGUUGAUAACUACUAUGGAUAUUUUUACAAUGACGACUUUGAGGAAUUCAACAAGUUGUCUUCCUUCGUUGCCAACUGUAUGAAGGCCAGCAGUAAGAGCUCUGAGGUUGUGAAGCUCUCUGCUGUCCCGCAAAUUAAAUACAGAACGGGUAAGAAGAAGUGA